Mauremys reevesii (Reeves's turtle) is the source of this 1356-nucleotide messenger RNA. Its product is annotated as patatin-like phospholipase domain-containing protein 1. Gene Ontology annotation, molecular function: triacylglycerol lipase activity. The coding region runs from base 1 to 969 and encodes 322 amino acids. The transcript is spliced from 9 exons. Gene Ontology annotation, cellular component: membrane; lipid droplet; cytoplasm. Gene Ontology annotation, biological process: triglyceride catabolic process; lipid homeostasis. Lineage: Eukaryota; Metazoa; Chordata; Testudines; Geoemydidae. The record is from RefSeq and is a predicted model, not a curated record.
AUGGCUGAAGAAGAUCCAAAGGGCCACGGAGGCCCAAUCUCUCUUUCUUUUUCAGGUAGUGGGUUUCUUAUAAACUACCAAGUAGGAGUGGUGCAGGCUUUAUGGGAUUUGGCACCUGAAAUAAUGAGAUCAACAUCCAAGGUCUACGGAGCAUCGGGUGGGUCAGUUGUAGCUGCAGCAGUGGCAUGUGAUGUUGACAUAGGUCUGAUAGAAGAAUUUUUUCAUGAAGCUAUGGAAGAAGCCAGGAAAGCGAGUAGUCUCACCCUUUGUCCAGGUUACCGUAUGCUUCGGAUCAUAGAGAAGCGGCUCAGUCAAAUACUGUCGGAGAACUCACACCAGCUGGCUUCGGGGAAGCUUUGUAUUUCCCUCACGCGCUUGUUGGACUUACAGAACGUCAUCAUUUCAGAGUACAGAUCGAAGGAGGAGAUCAUACAGGCAGUGAUCUGUAGCUGCUUCAUUCCUGUCUAUUGUGGAUUCAACCCUCCCUCCUUCCAAGGCGUGCGCUACAUUGAUGGAGGUAUGACUAACAUGCAGCCUGGCUCGGACUCGGAAACCAUGAUCACGGUAUCCCCUUACACAGGAGAGGUUGACAUCUGCCCGAGGGACUGCCCUGCCUAUUUCAACUGCAUUAGCUUCUUCCGAAGCACCUUCCAGCUCUCAGUUGAGAACUUGUGCAGGUUUAGUUAUAGUAUUUUCCCACCCAGUCUUUCGGUGCUACAUGAGUUUUAUUUACAAGGAUAUCAUGAUGCCAUUUUCUUCUUACAGAGGCACAGGGAGAACUGCACAGUAAAUGGAACGGACAAGAAAAUACCGCAGCAGACGCCUGUGCACUGUGACAAAGUAGCUCUGCCUGCCCCGAAGAGCCAGGAGACGCCUGGAUCCUUGGACUCAGCUGCUGAGAUCACAUCACAGCAUUUUGUGCCAUGCAAACUUCACAUGGACCCAUCACUUCCUCUCAGUGACAGGUAACUGCUGACGAGGGCUGUUCUGGAAAAUCUAAACCAGGGCGACUUCUUAUUGAAAGCCUUCAAAAGGGAUGGACCAAGUGAAGACGCCGUUUCCUUGCGCAGAACCCACAGCUGCCAUUGACUUCAGAUGAGAUCAUGGGUACUCUGGAAAUCAGGCUUUACAUGUAUAAAUAAUAUAUAUGUAAAGAAAUGGGAUUAAUACAGCAUGAAUUGUGAUACCAGGUACUUUCAGCCAGGAAGAGCUUUUAUUGAUUUGAGGGCACAACUAAGCAAGAAAGAACAAAAGUAAAGUCUCCAAGAGCGAGCACAGUGUGUGUCUUCUGAAACAAUCUGCACUGAACUGCAUGCUCUGCAGCUGCUGAUCUCUGCACACCAGGGAGCCAUUAUA